GAAAGAUCAAGGUAGGACCCGAGACGAAGCAAAAACACCCAGACCCUUGUUCCCUAUUUGACACAACGCUAAACGUUUGAUAUUCAGUGCGACGAGGCACUUCCGGAAUGCCGGAACUGUCUGGUCUACGGCCGCCCAUGUCCCGGAUAUCGGCAGGACACGAUAUUCCGACAUGAGACGCAGAAAGUGAAGCAGCUUAUGCAGAGGGCGAGACAGUCAUCUGUGGAGAGCCCGCGCAGUCGACGGUCCGAUUCCAUUGGCAGCGCCCGCCAGUCGCUGUUGCUGUCGCCGUCGCUCUCGCUGCGGCGGCUUGAUGACUCGACGUGGGAAGAGCGCGCCGUCUGCUACUUCUUCGAUCAGUACACGACCAGGGACCAGAGCGAUGAGUGCUUGAGCCAUUUGGGCUUCCUGCCGUCGCUGUAUGCGGUCUGUCGCGAUGGCGGGCCUGGAGGGCCUGUAUCCUCGUGUUUACAAUGGGCUGUCGGGGCCACGGCUUUGGUGACGCUGAGUAACCAGGUGAAAGCCCCGUCCCUCAUGCUGCAGGCUCGCAACCGCUACGGGAUGGCGCUUCGCGGACUCCGCCAAGCGCUGGGGUCGCGCGAACAGGCUGUCAAGGAUGAGACCUUCUCAACUAUGGUCCUCCUGUCGCUGUUCGAGGAUAUUUCGGGAGAUAGGAAGGGUCUGGCGAGCUCUCAUACUGCGGGAUUUGGGUUAUUGAUGAAGCUGCGAGGUGAAAGCCAGCUGGGUCAUGCGCAGGGGCGCGAUCUGUUCAGUUUCGCAUACGCACAUACGCACAUUGAGAUUCUGGUGCUCGGGGAAAGACCACGAUAUAACACGGAUUGGAUCCUCGAGCAGUUGAACAAAUCCGAUCCCAUCCAUGGGUUGAUGUUGAUCGCGUCCAAACUCAGUCAACUGGCAUUGGAGACGUCGUCUAUCUCCAAGCCGCUUGACCCGGACCUUCUCUGCCGUGUCUUCGAGUGGCACGAUGCCGGUCGGGCCAUGGACACGGAGCUGACCCAGUGGAGCGAAGCGCUACCCGAACAGUGGCUCCCACUCGUAGUGGACGCCCAGACGCAGACGGACGAGCCUCUCCUCACCUACCGGCGCAUCUCGAUCGCCGGCAUCUGGAUCUACUACUGGGCCAUCCGGCUCAUCGUCCAAAAGCUCAUGAUCGAGCUCAGUCGCACUCUCGCGUCCGCGACGGGAGACAGCGCACUUCUCCAGGGCGAGCAGGAAGCGCUGGGCAUCUGCCAUGAGAUGAUCUCCGCCACCUGCCGCAGCAUCCCCUUCGCCUUCGGACACAUCGACAUGCAAGGCAACCCGAUCCCACCGCCUCCCGAGGGCAAGCCCCGCAUCCGGGGGUUCCUCGGAUACAUUAUGCUGUGGCCGCUGUGGUACAUCCUGUCGUGCGGGAUGGCGACUCCUGCGCAGACGGAGCAGAUCCGCAGCGCGCUCGGCCAGGUCGGCUCCGCGUUGGGGAUCCGCCUGGCGUUGAUGCUGGCGCAGGAGGGCGACACGCCGACUACGGCGCCAUCCAUCCCUGACCUUCAUCAGUUUGUGCCGGUGAUGGGGCAAUUCUCGCAGAUGUAAAACUGUCUGCUCCCACUAUCAACUGUCCAUACUAUACGAUACCCUUGUUUUUUCUUCUUUUUUUUGUAUAUCCCCCUUCUAUAACAUACUACUGCCUACCUUCUACCCUGCACAACCGACUGGUCUGGCUGAUGGGCAGCGGACGGGAAAGGUGUGUUCGCUUCCUGUAUAUCGAUUUAUCUGGGCUUCCCUGGCCUGGCUAUGUAUGUCUAUUUGGUUUGCUUGCUUGGGCUGGACAUCUGACUGGGAACCUUUGUUGCUAACUAGCUCGUGCUAAGUUCUCUAGAACAUUGAUCUGAGAAUCAUAAAUUUCUUG
Messenger RNA from Aspergillus campestris IBT 28561, 1906 nucleotides. Its product is annotated as putative C6 transcription factor. Bases 199 to 1590 code for a protein of 463 amino acids. The transcript has 3 exons. The record is from RefSeq and is a predicted model, not a curated record. Lineage: Eukaryota; Fungi; Ascomycota; Eurotiomycetes; Eurotiales; Aspergillaceae.